GGGGGUUUCUGUGGACUAAUGCUACAAAUUGAAUCCAAUGAAACAGUGGAAAAAAUGAAGCGUAUAGCUAUUUCUACAGUGCUAGUCAACGUGUUAAGGAACUUUUGGACCUGUAGCUUUAGGAACAUUCUCACGAAGGAUCAGGUUCUACUUGGUCGGUUCUUAAAGUUUCAUUCUCGUGAACUACCCUUUUUCUAGCCCAAAGAAAGUCAUAUUUUUUAGACGAAACAAAAAGAAGAGAGAAAGGAAAUUUUGCGAGCAUAUACACACGUACACUCUCUGUUUCUCUUGAAAAGAGAAUUCACUGUUCGAGGCUGCAACAAGUGGAAAUUGCGCGUGAAAGGAUACACUAACGUGAGAAAAAAAAAGAAAAAAAUGAAAAAACUUUUACCCUUCUGUACUCGUCUUGUACACCAUUAGUAUUACGCUGUAUGCGACAUUAAUUACACGCACGAUAAUAUCGUUCGAAGGGUUCCGAGACGAGAACCGUGACAAAGUAUUCAGCUAAUUGCACGUAGAGUACUCGUAAAUGGGUGUUCGUCUUCUUUUUGUCGAUGGUUGCAGACUGCUUCAGGCUUUGCGAUUUCGUUUGCGAUUUCGAAGUAGGUUUGUACCGAGACGAUAGAGUAACAAGCCAAAGACGCGAAACUAGGAGAGGAAAAGAAGAAGAAAAAACAGAGAAAUUCUGAAUGAAGAUCGUGCUUAAACGAUACACGACACAUUGUUCUCUUCAACAAUAAGCGACGAAUGUUAUUAAGGCUCUGGGAAAUAUCGAGUGCGUUCGAAUUUCCCCUUGUUUAUUGAACGUUUAGCGAACGUAGCUUUUGUAAUCUAAGUUUAAAGUUGCUUCGUAGUGUUCUCUUCGAAACGAUGCAUUCUAAAUAUUCAUUGUUUCUUCUCUAUUUGUCUCUCUCUCUCUCUCUCUCUCUUUUUUUUAAUUAGUUUAAUAAGGUAACAGAGAUUUUAUGUACUUUUUAACGCUGUUAAGGAAUCAUUUAUCGUUUAAAGUAAUGAAAAAUUCGACCACAAAUAUAUAGAAGAUUCUUCGAUUUUUAAACUUUCUUCGGGAAAAAGAGUAUUUUCCCGUUGUAUACGAUCGUCGAAGAACGUGUGGUAUAAUUUCGUUGGGAAAAAGAACACUUAAAUGCGGUUCAACAACUUAAUAAGUUUGCGAGUUUGGAGACCAAUUUGUACCCUGUGUUAUUUCUCAUUAUGUCUCUCUUCAUUGUUACCAUUCAGUUAUUAACAGAUUCGCUACCAGCGUUCCGUAUAUGUGUUACAAUCUAAAAUUGUUAUCUUAUAUAUAUAUAUAUGUAUAUAUAUAUAUAUAUAUGGGUACAUUAAAAAUAAACAAAGGUUGUUUCACUUGUGGUAUAACAUGAUAUUAAGUAGUAUAGUAUUAUAAAUGAUGUAUAUGACUCGAAAUUAUGUUAUUUUAUUCAGUGUUUUAUAAAAAGAAAAGGGAGAAAAAAAUUGAGCGCUGAUAGCGAACAUGUUAAUCGAUUGUGAGAUCUUGUUUCUGCGUGAAUUUUAUUCCCUUGUUGUUCUAAUAUUAAAUGGACAAUUAUUCGAAUAAUAUAUAUAUAUAUAUAUAUAUAUCUAUUGUUUCUUAAUAGAACGCCCUGAUCAAGGGUACAGUUACACUAUCGCAAUUUGCUUGAACCGCCAAGACUGCUGGAAUAUGUAUGUAUAUAUUACUUUUUCCGCAAAUUUGAUUUAAUCGCGUACAUAGAAUAUAUACUACUCUAGUCGAAAUGUGUGCUAUAAUUCACGUAACGAAAACGGCGAAUUCAUUUGUUCUUCUUAAUUUCUUCCAUGUUAUUUGAUGAAUUGCAAGCUACUUAUUGAUGCGUGUAAAAAUUUCCUUCGUCGUAAAGGAUAUUUAAUCCUGGAACAGAAAAUUUCCAUUUAAACGAGAAUAUGUUAGUAAUAAAAUAAUAUCCAACGUAUUAGUUACGGUAAUUUAGUAAAAAAUAUUUUUCAUUUCUUUGGAUGAAAGGUAUCUUGUUUACCAACAGAGCGUUGAGAAGAGAAGUUUAAACAAAUUAAAAACUAUCGAUAAACAAAGAAAUGAAGAAAAUUAAUUAAGUUGUAAAAAGAAAAAUGUCCCAGAAUUAAAUAUUUACACUCGCUUGGUGCUCUAAAUCGAUGCUUGGUAAACAAGUACAUAUUGUUCUUGUUGUUUGCGUACCUAUUUAGUUAAUUGCACGAUCUUCUUUUUCAUCAGCUAUUUUUAAUUCGUGUUUACCAAGAUAUCAACAACGAUACGCGUUUUACUUUACAUUGACGAAUUUUCAUCACUGAUACGAUGAUUGGGAAAGGUUUAAUGUUAAAAUCUUGCAGAAUCGAAUUAGUGAAUUUCGCCGUAAUAUUUCUAAAAAAAGGGAUAGUUAACCCUUUAUUUGAUGAGAUAAAAUUACAGAACGAAUAACUCUUUUUUCGUUGAAAUAAAAUAAUAAUUAUGGAUUAUGGAUUAAGGAUUAAGGAUCUCCAAGUAAAGGGUUAAUAUUUUAGAGGAGGUUAUUUAAUUUCUCUGCUGCAUUUUCCGCACCCAGAGAACCAUUUUUUGCGAGUGAUCGCUUUUGUUGACUAUCCAAAGAUGUAACUAUUAACAUUUACAGUUGUAUCUUUUAUAUAGCUCGUUAUAAUUUUUUUACCAUAUAUAUGUAUAUAUAUGUGCAUAUCUCUUUUAUAGAGUUUCAUCAUGACAACAUAGUAUCCAUCAAAUUUCCAUUGAACGAAAGUUAAAACAAGAAAAAAAGGAAUAAGAAAUGUUUAAUUAUUCGUAAUUGCAUUUGGUCAUGUAUUCGAUUGUUAUAUAUUUAUUCAUUACUGUAUGAUAGGUUUAUCACUGUUCUAGCGAUCUGUUACACGACUUCUGAAUCAAGCAGUUAUCUCGAGCGAUUCCGUGUCUAUUUCUAAGGAAGAAUGAUUAUUUUUCAUGGGACAACUGGUACGGUUGAGAUAUUAAAUUCAUGGUUAAUAUUCGCACACGCGUGCUUAGACGGUUUCGAUAAUACACUCACGUUCACCAUUUUUAUUUAUAUAUUUUAUCUGUGCAUGAGUAGACAAUUAAGGUAAUUUUGCAAGUUAAUAAAAAUGAUUGGUAAAAGAAAUGUCACUUGGAAUUGUGAUAAUUUAUCAUUCUCUUCCCGCUUUCUUUUUAAAUCGUUGCCAAAUAAUAAUUAUUUACAGUAGUUGAUGCACAGAACUGUAAUUUCACACGAAUAAAAGUGUGGUUGACAUACAGAAAAUGGAAGAUUCAUUGUUUGACAAUCUUGUAUUCACAAAUUUGUAUUUUAAAAAGACCGCUAUAAAUUAAAUAUUUUUGAAAUUCGACCCUAGCGACAUCUAUACAAAAAUGGCUGAAACUACUCAACGACUUACCGAUUGAUUAUCUAAGGGGGAACACUUUCCGGAAAAACGGCCGAUAAGUUACUGAGUAGUUUCAGCCGUUUCUGCAUAGAUGACGCGACAGGCGAAAACGAAAUAUAUAACUCCCUACCUUUGGUUGAUGUCCGCAGACAAACUGAUGCGCUUUAGCGCGAAACAGCUUUUUCAUAGAUCGCGGCGCCGCCACGCAUGCGCUAUGACCCUCCUUAACAUGCAGAUCGCAGACCUUAACUCACCUGGGGGUGUCUGGGACCCCCAAAAUCGCAACCCUUUGAAGGUAAAGGCAUGUCGAAUUUUUUGUAUCUAUAGUCACUACUAUGCACAUGGUUGGAUAUAAAUUGUAAACAUACAAAUGAUCUGAUGCAGUCAUGUGAGCAUUAACAUCAAUAUUUAACAAGUUAAGCUCAAUAAAAAGCAAUAUGUCAUCAAAAUUAAAUACUGGAUUACCAGAUGUUCCAUUACCAUUUUCUGUCCUUAUGAUCAUUUUAUUAUCUCUGUGCUUUGCUAACAGUUACAAUGGAGAAUUUGUAUUUGAUGAUUCUGAAGCUAUUCUAAACAAUGAAGAUGUACAAAGUACUCCUCUCCGGGAUAUAUUUAACAAUGAUUUUUGGGGAACUAAGCUGACCAAUAAACAAAGUCAUAAAUCAUAUCGACCACUUACAAUUCUGACUUUUCGAUUACACUUUUGGCUCCGUGAAAGUUUGAUAGCUCAAGAUUAUCAUAUAGUAAAUAUAAUAUUACACACACUGGUUUGUGUGUUAAUGUUGCCAGUAUUCAAUAUACUAUUGGGUGCAAAACAGAAGAAUAUUGCAUUUUAUGCUAUUGCAUUGUUUGCUGUUCAUCCGAUACAUGCAGAAGCUGUUUGUGGUAUUGUGGGUAGAGCAGAAUUAUUAUGUGCUUUGUUCAUAUGGAUAUCUAUCCUAUGUUAUCAUUGUUCAAUUUAUGCAGAAAAAUUAAUACACAGAUGGCUUAGUAUGUGUGGUUGUAUUGUAUUCAUUGCAAUUGCAAUGCUAUGCAAAGAAACAGGAAUUACUGCAGUGGGAAUUUGCUGUGUAUAUGAUCUUCUAAUUGUAAAUGAAAUACUUCCAAGUGAUUUAAUUAUACAUAUUAUGAAAAAGCCUUCUUGGAUAGUAAUAAAACAAUUUAUUAGACAAAAGCAGAAAUUGUUAAUCAGACUAUUUGUAUUGCUUACAUCUGGUUUAAUACUUAUUUUUUCAAGAUUCUGUGUUAUGGGAUUCAAAGCUCCAACUUUCCAGUCUGUAGAUAAUCCAGCAUCAUUCAUGAGUAAUAUAUUUUUACGAAUGUUGAAUUAUAGUUAUAUUUAUUGUCUGAAUAUAUGGUUAUUAAUUUGUCCUCAAUGGUUGUGUUUUGACUGGUCAAUGGGCUGCAUACCUUUAAUUACCACUUAUGAAAAAAGAAUAUCUUUUGUUAUUCUUUUCUGGUUAGUACUUGGCACAAUGUUUAUGUACACUGUCAACUCCUAUGAAGAUAAAUAUCUAAGAUACUCAAUUAUGGGACUAGUAAUGCUCAUUAUUCCAUUUUUGCCAGCUAGCAACAUCUUUUUUAAUGUUGGUUUUGUUUUAGCAGAGAGAACAUUAUACAUUCCCUCUGCCGGUUAUUGUCUUUUAAUUGUUAUAGGAUUACAAAAGCUUUGUAAUCGAGUUCCUACACAGUAUUUACUACUAUCAUAUACAAUUUUAAUUGUAUUAUUUUUUACAAAGUCGUGGGUAAGAAGUGAACAGUGGAAAACUGAGACCACACUGUUUAGGUCAGCAUUGCAUGUUUGUCCAUUAAAUGCAAAAGUUCAUUAUAAUAUUGCAAAAAAUGCUGCCGAUGUUGGAAAUUUGAUACUAGCCCAGUAUGAAUACCAAGAAGCUUUAAGAUUAAAUCCUACAUAUGCUCAAGCUAUGAACAAUCUUGGUAAUUUACUUAAAGAUCAAGGAAAAUAUGUAGAAGCAGAAACUUUGUUUAAACGGGCUAUUGAACUGCAGGAGGAUUUUGCUACAGCAUGGAUGAACUUAGGUAUUGUCUUGUCAGCUCUUAGAAAGUAUAAAGAAUCAGAAAAAAGUUAUUUAACUGCUCUUUCUCAUAGAAGCAAAUAUCCUGAUUGCUUAUAUAAUUUGGGAGUACUGUAUCUAGAACAAAAAAAUUAUGACAAAGCAUUGAAAGCUUGGGAAUCUGCUACUAGGCAAAGAAAAACACACAGAAGAGCAUGGACAAACAUAAUAUUACUUCUUGAUGACUUAGGUAUGCGCGAAGAAGCGCUUAAAAUGGGUUAUCAAUCUUUGCAUUUUCUACCAGGUGAUGCUUCGAUUCAUUUUAAUAUUGCAAACAUGCUAGGCAAAGUUGGAAAUUUUGUAGAAGCAGAAAAACAUUUUAAAAAUGCGAUAUCAAAAAAUCCUGCAGACGCUAUGUUUUAUACGAAUUUAGGUGUAUUGUACCACCGAUGGAAUAGAUUUCGUGAAGCAGAAUAUAUGUACAAACAGGCGUUAAAAAUUAAACCACAACUAAAUAGUGCAAGGGAUAAUUUAAGAAAGUUGUAUUCUAUAAAAACGGCAAUAUAAUAAUUUAUUUUUAUAUAAAAAAUUAAAUUUAUAAUAAAAAUGAAACAUAUUUAUA
Osmia lignaria (orchard mason bee) is the source of this 6012-nucleotide messenger RNA. RefSeq names its product protein O-mannosyl-transferase TMTC4. Gene Ontology annotation, molecular function: mannosyltransferase activity; protein binding. NCBI's taxonomy places the organism in Eukaryota, Metazoa, Arthropoda, Insecta, Hymenoptera, Megachilidae. Gene Ontology annotation, cellular component: endoplasmic reticulum. Gene Ontology annotation, biological process: protein O-linked glycosylation via mannose; endoplasmic reticulum unfolded protein response. The record is from RefSeq and is a predicted model, not a curated record.